CAGAAUGAAGUUCAGAGUAUUGUUUUUCGUUUCUCUCUCCAUGUUUGCAUGUGGCACAUGUCAGAUAAAGGGUGUCAUUCACCAGUAUCCUUUUGUAGUUGCUGAACUUGGGAGCAGUGUGAUUUUACCAUGCUCUUAUUCAUUUGACAUGAUACACACUGUUUCAUGGUUUAAACAGACUGUUGGCAAAAAACCUCUUCUUAUUGCAUAUUCAAAUCAUCUCUCAGGAGGUUUUAUAUAUCAAAAUGGCUUUGACAAGGUCGAACGGUAUUCUUUUGAAGUUGGAACUAACUUUUUCAAUAUGAGCAUCAUUAACCUGAAGGAAAAUGAUUUUACAAACUACUAUUGUGCUGUGACCUUCAUGAGCACAAUUGAGUUUGGAGAAGGGACGAUUUUGCUACACAGUGGUAAAGAUUCUGCCAGUGGGGCCACAGUUCUCCAGCGGCCAGUAUCUGACAGACUUCAUCCAGGAGAUUCAGUGACUCUGCAGUGUUCGGUCAUCAGUCAGAUCUGUGCAGGAGAAUACAGCAUCUACUGGUUCAGACAUUCAUCAGAACAUUCUCAUCCAGGACUCAUUUACACUCGUGAUAACAGGAGUGAUCAGUGUAUGGAGAGAUCAGAGAAAGGCUCUUCUACCCAGAGCUGUGUCUACAGUCUCUCUCAGACUGAACUCAGAUCAUCUGAUGCUGGGAUUUAUUACUGCGCUGUUGCCACAUGUGGGAAGAUACACUUUGGAAAUGGAACUAAAUUAAUUAUUGAAGCAUCUUUGACUUUUUGGAAUCCAGUUGUUUUAACCUUGUUCGCAAUAAGCAUCAUUUCCAUUAUUGUGAACAUAUUUCUGGUGAGACUAAUUCACAAGAAUCACAGAAAAGAAGCUUCAAAACAACCCACAAAUCAAAGGAAUCAGACAGAAUCGGAUGCCUUAAAUUAUGUAUCCCUGAGUUUUUCCAAAAGGCUUACAACCUCAAAAAGAUCUUCAGGGAAAACUAGCCAAGAACAAAGUGUUUAUUCACAGAUCACAAAGCAAUAG
Carassius auratus (goldfish) is the source of this 1030-nucleotide messenger RNA. RefSeq names its product immunoglobulin kappa light chain-like. Lineage: Eukaryota; Metazoa; Chordata; Actinopteri; Cypriniformes; Cyprinidae. The transcript is spliced from 6 exons. The coding region runs from base 5 to 1030 and encodes 341 amino acids. Gene Ontology annotation, biological process: response to bacterium. The record is from RefSeq and is a predicted model, not a curated record.